Messenger RNA from Syngnathoides biaculeatus (alligator pipefish), 1387 nucleotides. Its product is annotated as CD209 antigen-like protein B. The record is from RefSeq and is a predicted model, not a curated record. Lineage: Eukaryota; Metazoa; Chordata; Actinopteri; Syngnathiformes; Syngnathidae. Bases 1 to 891 code for a protein of 296 amino acids. The transcript has 5 exons.
AUGUCAGAGUUUGAGAGAUUUUCUGAUGGGAUAUUCACCCAAAAGAACAUUUUCUUUACAGUGGGAGCUGGAUCUUGCAUUCCACAGCACAGGGUGACUGUUCUGGUUCUGGGCCUGCUCAAUGGUGUUCUGCUCAUAGUUGCCGUUGUUCUUGCUAUUUACUGUGCCAGCGCCAACGAAGAUCACCUUCUAACUCCAAAUUCGGCUGUCUCGUCCCUCAUCAUCGAGCGUAAUUAUCUACGCAACAACACGGACAUCCUGAAAGCGCAGCAGGACACAGAGGCAGCGCUAGUCAGGGAGCAGACGAACCAAGUUCAGAUGAAGCUGACGCUGAGAAAGAAGCUGAGACUGGGUGACACCUACCGAAACCAAAUUGAAAUACUUCAAACGGAAAAGGCUAAUCUGGAGUCGAGAAAAGAUGUUAUUGAGCAAAACUGCAAUAGAUGUCCACCAGGAUGGACCCUUCUGAAAUCAACCUGUUAUUAUUUUUCCCUCCGUGACCCCACCGCCAAAAAGAACUGGCCAGACAGCAGAGCCGACUGCAUUCAGCGAGGCGGAGAUCUACUGGUGAUUGAGAACUUGCAGGAAGAGCUACUUAUAAGUGAAAACAUUCCAAAAUCGACCGUCACUUCUGGUCUGUGGUGGCAGAAUGGUUUCUGGAUGGGUCUGCGGGACACAGACACACGGGGAACAUGGUUGUGGAUCAACAACGCAACUUUGACUGAAACCGGGUACUGGAGGAAUAACCAGCCCAGCACCACAGGGCCUCAGAGUGGAGACUGUGCAGCUUUUUUUUAUUUUGAUGACGCGAGAAAAACGUGGUACAAUGGAAAUUGCCAGGACCACCAGUACAACUGGAUAUGCGAGAUGGCGGCGAAGCCCUCCGAGUAAAGUGAACUCGCAAAUCACGUUUCUGCAAAAUGUUCCAAUAAACAUUAAAGGACAAAAUAUGAUCCACCCAAGCACGUGUCCAUUUUUUUUUUUCUAGCGUUUGUCCUCAUUGGAGUCAUGAUUCGUGGGUUGGUUGGAGCCUGUCCAACUUGAUUUUUAGCAGAAGUGGAGUACACCCUGGACUGGUCACCAACUUAUCCCAUACAAUCAUUCACACGCAAAAGAGGCAUCUAUGAACAAUAACUCCUUCUUUUCCUUUCGGCUUGUCCCGUUAGGGGUCGCCACAGCGUGUCAUCUUUUUCCAUCUAAGCCUAUCUCGUGCAUCUUCCUCUCUAACAGCCACUGUCCUCAUGUCCUCCCUCACAACAUCCAUCAACCUUUUCUUUGGUCUUCCUCUCACUGUUUUGCCUGACAGCUCCAUCCUCAGCACGUUUCUACCAAUUACGCUCUCUCUUGCCUCUGGACAUGUCCAACCCAUCGAAGUCUGCACUCUCGA